GUCCACACACAUUCUUGGCGCUUAUCAUUCCCAAACCCACCAAAAAGCGAACGUUAAGAAAGAAGCAAAAUUACUAUUACUACAGUACUACUUCACGAAGCAACUGUGAAAUUGAAGGAAAAAUAAAACGGUAAAAUGCAGAAGCAGAAGGAAGAACAACACUCGGACUCGUUUGUGUCACCAAGCUUCAGCAGCUACUCCGCCGAUCAAUUCGCAAGUAUCGCUGAAAAAGUUGGACGAGUCCACUACCUUGCUCAAAACGAUGACUCCGAUUUCGAGUUCGCCGCGUUUCGAAAAGCUGGCCACAAUAACGACCAUGACUUUUCUUUCAACGACACCGUUUUUCCGCUUUUCAACCGCGACCUUUUAAAGGAGCACCGGAGUACCGAGGCGGAGCUUCGGUUACCGAUAAGGAGGAUAUUGAUUGCCGCUGGCGAGGGUCUCCGGAAUGAGAGCCAUCAACCGCCGUCGCUAUCGUCAUCGUCGUCAUCAUCGGAUGAUGAUUUGGAGGGAAUUCCGCCGGGGACGUACUGUGUUUGGACUCCGAAUUCGCCGCAAGCUUCCCCGAGCAGGUGCAAGAAGAGCAAUUCGACAGGAUCAUCGCCGUCUUCGAAGCGGUGGAAGCUUCUGAAUUUUCUCCGGCGUAGCAACAGCGACGGAAAGGAGCCUUCGAUGUUCCUGGCUGCGCCGGCGAAGAAGGAUAAGGCGACCGUGGCGGCGCAGGAGGAUUUGUACUUGAAAAGAUUGGAUAAGAGAAGGUCGUAUUUGCCGUAUAAGGAAGAGUUGAUUGCCAUCCGUACAAGCCGCUUGGGGAAGGCGUUCCUCCCUUCCGCCCAUGUUCGCGUUGGUCAAUGAUUCUUCAUUUCUUUGCCUUUCGGAAAUGGGUCUCACUUCAGUGGAUCGGUUCACUACACCUAAUUAGGAUACAGUAGCUUCAAAUUAUUUGAUUAAGUUAGACCAUAUUUAGUGGGAUUCUUUUAAUUUUUCCUUAAUUUUCAACUUUAUUUUUUCUUAUUUUUACUAUAAAAAAAUUAAAAACAGUUUUGUUUCUUUUACCAUGCCUGCUGUGAAAUGAAUAUUAAUUUGAUGUCA
Molecule: messenger RNA, 1092 nt
Organism: Arachis duranensis
Lineage: Eukaryota; Viridiplantae; Streptophyta; Magnoliopsida; Fabales; Fabaceae
Exons: 1
Coding region: 136-855 (239 amino acids)
Source: RefSeq, a predicted model, not a curated record